AAAAAUCUGAGACGCGCUGUAAUCCUCAGCAGCAGAGCCGGAUCCGCUUCAGACCACAUCCCAGCAGACUGAACCGACAGGUGAGCAGCCGGACGACAUCAUGCCUUUCGGAAACACCCACAACAAGCUGAAGAUGAACUACUCGGCGGAGCAGGAGUACCCCGACCUCAGCCAGCACAACAACCACAUGGCCAAGGUGCUCACGCCCGAAAUGUACGCCAACCUGCGGGACAAGGAGACGCCCAGCGGGUUCACCCUGGACGACGUCAUCCAGACCGGUGUUGACAACCCAGGUCACCCGUUCAUCAUGACGGUGGGCUGCGUCGCAGGAGACGAGGAGACGUACGAGGUGUUCAAAGAGCUGUUGGACCCGGUGAUUGAAGACCGCCACGGAGGAUACAAACCAUCAGACAAACACAAGACGGACCUGAACGCCGAAAACCUGCAGGGUGGUGACGAUCUGGAUCCAAACUACGUUCUGAGCUCUCGGGUUCGAACAGGACGGAGCAUCCGCGGCUUCUGCCUGCCGCCGCACUGCAGCCGCGGAGAACGCCGCGCCAUCGAGAACCUCUCCAUCGAAAGUCUGGACGUCCUGGAUGGGGACCUGAAGGGGAAGUACUACGCCCUGAAGAACAUGACGGAGGAGGAGCAGCAGCAGCUGAUCGAUGACCACUUCCUGUUCGACAAGCCCGUCUCCCCGCUGCUGCUGGCGUCCGGCAUGGCCCGCGACUGGCCCGACGGCCGCGGCAUCUGGCACAACGACAACAAGACCUUCCUGGUGUGGGUGAACGAGGAGGAUCACCUGCGCGUCAUCAGCAUGCAGAAAGGAGGCAACAUGAAGGAGGUGUUCAACCGCUUCUGCACCGGACUCACCAAGAUCGAGAACCUGUUUAAGGAGCGAGGUCACGAGUUCAUGUGGAAUGAGCACCUGGGCUACGUCCUCACCUGUCCGUCUAACCUGGGGACGGGACUCAGAGCCGGCGUCCACGUCAAGCUGCCCAACGUCAGCAAGCAUGAGAAGUUUGGCGAGAUCCUGAAGAGGCUGCGGCUGCAGAAGAGAGGAACAGGUGGUGUGGACACGGCGGCGGUGGGCGGAGUCUUUGACAUCUCCAACGCGGACCGCCUGGGCUUCUCGGAGGUGGAGCUGGUGCAGAUGGUGGUGGACGGGGUCAACCUGCUGGUGGACAUGGAGAAGCGUCUGGAGAGCGGCGAGGACAUCGACGACCUGAUGCCCGAGCAGAAGUGAACCAUGUCACUGUAACCUCUGACCCCUCACCUGCCCUGCCCUCACUAACACCCCCCCCCCCCCCCACUGUAGUCAAUCAGAAACCGUCCUGAAGACGCUUAGAGCCGCUCAGUUAGACCUCAGUCUUCCGACAUGUGAAGGACUUCUUGUUUCCUGUCUCCACCUGUUGGACCAUCUAACACUUGUAACACCUAAUAAAGUCUGUGACUGAACACCUGCA
Messenger RNA from Micropterus salmoides (largemouth bass), 1466 nucleotides. Its product is annotated as creatine kinase B-type-like. The record is from RefSeq and is a predicted model, not a curated record. The coding region runs from base 101 to 1246 and encodes 381 amino acids. Gene Ontology annotation, molecular function: creatine kinase activity. Gene Ontology annotation, biological process: phosphocreatine biosynthetic process. The transcript is spliced from 8 exons. Lineage: Eukaryota; Metazoa; Chordata; Actinopteri; Centrarchiformes; Centrarchidae.